Messenger RNA from Pelmatolapia mariae (spotted tilapia), 3556 nucleotides. RefSeq names its product neurotrimin (gene ntm). Bases 159 to 1205 code for a protein of 348 amino acids. The record is from RefSeq and is a predicted model, not a curated record. The transcript has 9 exons. NCBI's taxonomy places the organism in Eukaryota, Metazoa, Chordata, Actinopteri, Cichliformes, Cichlidae.
GAAGGAGGAGGGACUCUGUGGACCGCUGCGUUGGUGGAUGCUUUACAGUCAGACGGGGAGACUGAGGACUUGGAGACAAAACACUUUUCUGGAUUUUGAAGGACUUGUGGGUUAAUUACCUCAGACGACAGCACAAGCAUAGAAAAAGAUCGAUAAAUAUGGAUAAUCCUGUGUUCUGGGCUAUGCUGGUCUGCCUGACCGUCCUGCUGAUUGAGCAAGGGUUGCAGGUCCGCAGCCAAGGGGAUCAGUCCUACAACAAAGUGAUGGACAAUAUCACAGUCCGACAAGGAGAGACGGUCUUUCUCAGGUGUGCACUGGGGGAUGUUGUCACACACACAGCAUGGCUUAAUCGGUCAAGUAUACUGUAUGCUGGAGAAGACAAGUGGUCGAUUGAUCCCAGAGUGAGUUUGGUGACUCUUAAUCAAGAGGAGUUCACCAUCAAGAUUGAAAAUGUGGACAUGACAGAUGAGGGACAGUAUGUGUGUGCAAUCCAGACAAGCAGUCGACCAAGAACCACCUCAAUUCACAUCCUCGUCCAAGUGCCACCAAAAAUCACCAACCUGUCAAGAGAUGUUGUGGUAAAUGAAGGCUCUAACAUCACCCUGAUGUGCCAAGCAAGUGGUAAACCAGAGCCUUCCAUCAGCUGGAAGCUCAUCUCCUCUUCAGGGGAUCUGGUGUCAGAUGAUGAAUACUUGGAAAUCCCAUCUAUAUCCAGACAGAAAGCAGGAACGUAUGAAUGCACAGCUGUCAAUGAUAUUGACACAGACGUGCAGACUGUAGACAUCACCGUCAACUAUGCUCCAGCUGUGUCAGAGGGCAGAGAUGUUGGAGUGACACUGGGCCAGAGAGGAGUGCUGGAGUGUGAGGCUGAUGCAGUGCCUGAGGCAGAUUUUGAAUGGUACAAAGAUAACAGAAGGAUCUUUAAUGACUUUGAUGGUAUGGAGAUUGUCAGUACUGGAUUAGGAUCAAAGCUGACCUUCUUUAAUGUGUCUGAUGGAGAUUAUGGCAACUACACCUGUGUUGCCAUCAACACACUUGGGAGUUCAAAUACAAGCUUCCUUCUGUUUGUGGUAAUUGAACCCACUAGCUCAACACUUUUGCAAGGACCGAGAGCAGUUCAGGAUGGCAGCGGCGGUGCAACGAGUGUGCACUCACACAACUGUCUCCUCUUCAUUAUGAUUCUGUCCUUCCUGCUUAGAUUUUGAAGAUAAAUUGAGUUGAACUCCAGUGUUUUGUGUGUGUGUGUGUGCCUGCGUGUGUGUGUGUGUAUGUGUGUGAGUGUGUGUAUGCGUGGGAGUGUGUGUGUGUGUGCGUUUUUGUUUUUUCCAACUGAAACCAUAAACUGAUGCACAUUAAGUGCAUGAUUUAAUCUGCACUGUAUUGAUGUUGACCCGCUAAACAAGUAUGUCAUUGAGGGUUUUUUGUUUUUUGUUUUUUUGAGAUUUCAAGGAUGUAACAAAUGUUUCACCUUUUAAUUGAAUUUUGUUGGAUAUUUUUCUCUUUGAAUCAUAUUAUUCUGGAUUGUCUCUUUUUACCUGUGAUUCUAAAAAAAAAAGAUUUUUAAAGUGGUGUCUCUUAUUUUUAAAAAGUGUCUCUUAAUCAAAUGGAUUUGUCUUGAAUUUAACCACACUGAAUAUUCAUGUCUAUUCCAGGAAACAGCAAAUUUACAGCAAAUAUAAGAAGUGAAUGCUAAAUACCUCAAAUUUAAACUGAAAGAGUAAAACACAAGGUUGCCCUGAGGCUGAAAACCUGGUAUUGUCAUAUUUUAAUGUGUAAUAAUUAUCGUUUUGUCUGGUUGUUGAAAGCAGAAUUGUAGUAUUUUUGUUCCCACCAUUAUAGUGAUAUAUUUGCACUUGUGCUAUGCUAAUCUUUUUAAUUAUAUUUUUUCAAUUAUGUGUAGUUUUAAAUAUUUUUAAGAACGGGAAAUAUGAACUUUUAAUUAUUUGGGACAAACCUCUUACUUUCAUCUCUUUGUCAUUUUUUGUUCUUUACUCGUACUGGUUGUAUACAAAAAUGUUGUCAAAAUUAUUAUAAUUAUAAUUAUGUUAGACUUUAAUAUUUACAGAUGGAGGGAAUGUUAGCUACACUUGUAUGGAGUGGACAUCUUACUUAAGUAAUGCAAACCUAUUAAUGCUAUUGAUAUUUGUUUAAUAUCAUACCAUGUAUACAUGCUCUAGAAAUUGUUCCUGUUUAUGUUCUAAACCAGCACUGGAGGGAUACAGAACAGUCGUUUUGAGUAGAUUAACACAAAAUAAACUCUUUCUGCAUGUAUUUAGACACAAAUAACCCAAAGACUAUAUUUCAUAUACUUCCUGUUUUUCAAAUCACCAAACAAAGACACUGAUUUUUAAGUACUGUCUUCUCAUUAACUUCAGAGUAAACUAGAGGUCUUCAUGGGUACAAAAAUGUCUGUCUGUGCAAAAAUGUACCACAGUGAAUUAAAGUGGAUUUGCCUAUUUUUUUUUAAUAUUGACCCAGAAAUAAUAUAGAAAUAACACCUGGGUUAAAUGGAUGAAAACUUAAAAACUUUCUCCAAAAAAAAAAGGUCAGAAAAAAUAGGUCAGAAAUAAAGACUAUAUGUAAAACGUGGCAUAACUGCAAAUGAGCAUUUAUGCCACUGUGACAUAACUGCUCAUUUGCAGUCUUAAGAGUUCCUUUUUCAUUGUCAACCUGAGGAAAUUAUUCACUACCAUACAAUAGUAACUUGAAGCAUACAUUGUUUCAUCAUUAUCUGUAAAUUAAACUAUAAUGCACAAAGUGAAAAUCAUAUUAUACUGAAGGUGUAUUGAAAGUAGGAGCUGAGACCAUAAACUUAUAAGAAAAAGGUUGAAUUAGCAAACAUUUUACAGUAAAGACUUUCAGACUUCUGUUGAUUUGGACUUUAUAAAUUAAGCAAUUAUCCUUAGCCUAUUAGAAUGAAGGCAGAUUUAAGGUACUUUUGCUGCCACUUCACGAUUUAGACUUAUAGGCUAAGACCCAUCUUUAGUAUUUUGUCCAUUAUCCAGUCCUAUACAGAUCUACUGACAUGGGUAGACUCAUGAAGACCUUUAGAGUAAAUGUGUUGUCUUUUGACACAAGUAAAAUACAAAAUCAUUGAUACUCUUAAACCAAAAUGUACAGUAUAGGAGUCAGAUUGUGAGAUGUUGGUCAGAAGAUUUAAUAAUUUUAGACUUUACUGUAGAGUAUGCAAGCCAACUGCAAUAACUGAGACUGAUUAAAGGUCUCAGCAAAUAGGCCACAACAGUUCUUAUCAUCUGAUAUAUAACUUGCAUUACCAGAAAAGACAGAAUAUAUGAGAAAACCAGAAAAUCAUAUGUUUCACUAUGGACAAACAUCAGUACAGGCAGAGUGUCACAGGCAGCAAACAAUCAGCAGACCUCCUUUACCAUAUUUCAUUGUGAGCAUGAGAAUUUUAUGCAACAAUCUGUAACCUCUCACAAAAUGACAGGAAGAAUUAAAGCUGGUAAUUUCUCUCUUUCAUAUCUCUCACUUUGAAAAGAGAUUUGUACCAAUUGCCAGACUCCGCCCCCCCCCCAAUAAACGUAUUGUCUUUUAA